AUGGAAAAUAUCAACAAAAAUAUUAAAAAACGAUCGGAAAACCAAUCACAAAAGAAAAAGGCAAGCAAAACGGACUCUGAAAUGAAAGAGAAGAGGAGCAGUGGAGUGGAUGGGUCAUCCACGGAGGGUAAGAUAGCGUCGGGAACGCCUAUCUCGGUGGGGCUCCCAGAAGUCAGUCUGACGCUGGUCUCUGGGAGCCGAAGAGCAUCGGAUCGGCUGCGUUCCGGAUCCGCCGCGUCGUCGGAUGGCGCGGAGGCCAUGGAAGCGGAACAUCGCAGCGACAGCCGAAAACGCGGACGCUCAGGGGACGUGGAAACCGACACGUCCCAGGAGAUGAUGCCACCAAAGGUGGCAAGCAGCCGCCGAGGGAGGGCACGCAAACCGGCCUCGGCCUCGGUCUCGACCCCGUCAGGCUCCGCGUUCUCAAACGCGGAGUCAUACAGGAAUGUACGAGUGGACGGCGAGGCCGUAGCGGAGGAGGAGAUCGCGGAUCUCCUGCUCAAGGUUCGGGAGCCGGUGGGGGGAAAUGCCCCCCAGGCUCCCGUGUUUGUGCAGGAGAGGGCGAAAGCGGCGGUGGCCGUCAUCCACAAGGUGGCCACCAAGUCCGUGAACCUUAAGGGCUCGUUUGUGAGGGCCCUUAAGGACUCCUCCUCCGCUUUGUCGGAGGUCGUUGAGGGCCUGGUGGGCGAUGUGUCUCGCCUGCAGGUGGCCAACGAGAGGCUGACGGAGCGGGUGAACGAGCUGAGCGCUCAGUUCGCCCGCUUCCAGGCGAACCUCCCCGACCGGGAAGCCCCGUCCGCGUCCCAGCCUGCCCCUACCACCAACUCAGGGGCAUUUGACUCCCAACUGCGAGAAAUCCUCAUCGCAGUUGGGAAUAUGCUGGACGGACGCCUGGCUGGCCUGGAGGCGAGACUGCCCCCUGCGCCGGUUGUGCGCCCCCCGCUCGCUGGGAGGCCGCGUCUCCUACGCGGCGGAGGCGUCUGCCCCGACUCCAUCGGCUCCCCAAAAGCCGAGGAGGGGGGCCAAGGCACCGGCCCAGGCGCCGGCCAAGGCGCAGGCCAAAGUGCCGGCCAAGACGGGGCCUAA
Arctia plantaginis is the source of this 1086-nucleotide messenger RNA. NCBI's taxonomy places the organism in Eukaryota, Metazoa, Arthropoda, Insecta, Lepidoptera, Erebidae. The record is from the annotation of a GenBank genome assembly.